AUGAACGUCCAAUUGAAAGUAUUAGUUAUUUUAAUAUUACCUGUAGUUAAAUGUGAAACAUUAAAUGAUUUAGCUGACAAUACCAACGAACAAGAGAGUAAAAUUGACGAUGACAGGUUUGCUAAAGAUUUGGAUGACGAGCAGUGGCACGUGGCACAUCUCAGUCUUGAAGGCAGAAGACAUUGUGUUGGAGACACUUUCGAAGACAGAGCCCGAAGAUACAGAAAGGCUCUUAAGAGUGAUGGCGCCCUAGUAAACUUUGUAUCUUCCGAUCCUAUACCAUUUAAUGUAUCCGAAAUAGUUGAUGAUGAGACUUGCAAUGUUGAUUUAGAAGUUCCAAAAGCAUUACCGAAAACUAAAGAAAUAAUGGUUUUAGCAAAGGCAGAAGAUAAGCUAGAAGUUACAAAAGAGCAAACAGUCAAAAUUCAAAAUGAGCAGUCAGGUCAAAAUUCUUCUGCGGUCCAAAAUACAAGCGACGCUACAUCUACUCUAAGUAACACAGAGUAUCAUCAAGCGACCACUCCAACUAUGAAAGUAAUAGAUAAAGAAGAUAGAAGUAAAGAAGAAGACGUUGAGAAAGGACAGAAUUCCAAGAGUAGAAGGGGUGAGUAUAUGUUUAGUUCUAUAGAGUACUAUGACGAAACACCGGAUUUCGACGCGUCAAUAUGUCCGGAUGACGUGGAUGUGAUUGUCUUGGAGUUGGACGAGAUCAGAAGUUACGACGUGGAGUGCGAGAGAAUCGUAGAAUGGAGAAGUUUGAUUGAUUGA
Molecule: messenger RNA, 768 nt
Organism: Arctia plantaginis
Lineage: Eukaryota; Metazoa; Arthropoda; Insecta; Lepidoptera; Erebidae
Source: the annotation of a GenBank genome assembly